UCCAACUACAAACGAAGACAGACGAACGAUUGCUACUUUGGCUGCUAAGAUUCAUCUUAACGUGUUUGAUAAAAGAUAACUGAAGAUUUUGUAAAGAAAAGCUCAAGUUAAAGAGGCUCAAAUUCUUGCAAGUUUGCACUAUUGCAGUAUUCGAGAAGAAAAUAAACAAGUUCAAAGUAUGGAAGAAAAUUCCGAAGCACAAUCAGAAUAAUAUAUGAAAAAGUGAAUUAUAUUUUUUUUACCAUUUGUGUUUGAAGGAGCCAACCGCCUAUUUUCAGGCACAUAUAUUAGUGUAAACUGUGAAGUGGACCAUUAGUGGUCACUGCAGACUAUAAUUAAGUAGGGAGUUUUACGUAAGGAUAUCGAACGCGAGAGGACCGGUGUGCUAAAACGUGUAUAAACGCUUAAGUCGGAAGUGAUUCUAUAUAGACAAAACAGUUGACUUUUCUGCUCGUGCAGUUCUACCAGAAAGUGAUUAUCAUGCGAGCUACUGGCAGCGGUUUCUGCACUAUUAUUAAACGCAAGCAAAUCGUCGCUUCCAUUAUUAUCAAGCACAAAAACAAUCGAAAGCUCAAUAAGGGCUCGCCUAAGCGAAUGUUUUGUUCGAAGGGUUGUUGCUGCUUUACUACUGUUACUGGUACGAGAACUUAUACGGAUCUUCCCAUGGAUCGCUUGCGCGACUUUCAGCAGUUUAAUAUGCAUGGCAUCGUCAAUAGAAUGUUGGGGGCCCAAAACUCUCAGCUCAUCCAUUGGUGAAGCUAAAGCGUUAAAAUUUCAAUACAACUCAACGGAGAACUAAUUUCUCUUUCACGAUGGCAAAGGCAACUGGAAACGCAAGCGAGUCCCCUUCAUGGCGAGAGAUUCAGCUUGUCCACGACAUCGUACAGCGAUAUAGAGCAACAGAAGCAGCAGCAACUAACCCAUCAUCGACGAAACGAAUCUACAUUCGUGUGCGAAAACCAAGCGCAGCAACAGGACAACAGUACAGGAACAAGCUCCAACACGCAAAUCUAUCAGAAGCAGCAAGCGCAGCAGAUCUUGACGAUUCCGAGCAGCGCGGUGAACUUCGGCGCGUUCGGAGAGCCUAUCUGGGCGGAAAUAGAAGCCGAUUUGUCGUCGUCGCCUCUGAGCCGGUGGCAAAAUUGCAGCAUGUUCAUGGUCGCUACGGAGCCCUUGCCGAGUGGCUACAGCAACGAAAGCGUUAUAAUAGGUGAACAGCUCAAUACCCCAGGACCAGAGAACGUCUGCAGUUUUGAGUAUAGCAGUUUCGAUCAGCUCGGAACAACCGAAGCGAAAGUUAACCCAACAAACGUCGUAUUUAGUACCAGCAGCAACAGCAUCACUAAGAGAAACGAGAAAGAUUGCAACAACAACAGCAGCAGCAGCGACAGCAUGCAUGACAAAAUGGAGGUGCAGCCGUUCGAACUGGAAUAUAGCAACGUCAUUAGUCCAAUAACCCCCCCACCAUCAGUUCGUAGAAAACCCAUUAUGUCUUGGGAUCUUGAAUCGCGUCUGGACGAGGUUCUUCUCAGUCCCGAGAGCUACAUCAAUACACCUCUCGACAGUAUUGGUGUGGCUUCUCCGGCCAGCAUUUCGGGUGAUGCGGAACGGAAACAAACUGACGAAUUGGAAACUUGCAUCGAUUUCAACACAAUUGUCGACAGCAGCGAGGGGGACGAUUAUAGCAUUCCCCUUCACGAGGAAAUCGAACAACUUUCAAAUUCCUUCUAUUGUAAGUCGAACAAUCUUGUUUCCGUAAAAGUCGACUCUUCCAAUGGAGCCGAUGUCGUAUCGCCCAGCUUUCUUCUAUCCCUAGAGAAGGAAUCCAUUUUCCCUGAUGCGCUGACUAACAACACUAAUGUUGCCAGCGACACCUUGGACAACGAAAGGACAUCUUCCGUUGCGAAUACCAUGUUCGAGAUACAACCUUCAAUUGUCAACUCUUUCUUCAGUGAUGCUUGCGAUGAUGAUGAUUUAGGAAAGCGAGAAAACUUGAAGCAGAAUGAGCAUAAGCAAAACAUAACAGUUGCAGCUGCGAGGCCGCAAGCUGCACUGUAUACCAUCUCCAGUGGAGACGAAACUUUUCAUGUUAUUAAAACGCAAACGCAACUAGAACACAAUUAUACUAUUAAGCUACCAUUUGACAGUGGCGCUAGCCACUAUUUAUCGAACAAACCUAUGGUGAAGGAAGAAAAUCUAUUGCAACCUUUCAAACCGAGAGAGCAACAAGCAUCGACGCCCCAGAAGCCGCCAAUUGUGCGGCGGAAACUGUUCCAACGAAUCAACAACAAAAUGUCCAACACUCGUCGACGUAUUCCUGAGUUAAAACUCAAGAUCAUCAACCCAGUGGCGUCAGUCGACGUGCACACUGCGAAUGGCACGGCCAUGCUUACCACAACGCAGAUGGUAAUGAACACCCCGGAGCUAACGAACGAAAUACUCGAUUUGGAGGCCGAGGUUUUGAAACAGGAGGAUGAAUUCGAUCUUUUAGCCUACAUCAAUUCUGGAACGGACUACGAAGUCAUAGAAAAAUCUCCAAUCGAGGAAAAGCCAACGGUUUCAUUCCCGGAAGCCGCUGCCGUCGUUAAGCCAGUAACUGAUGCUCCACCGGUCGAAGCUAAGCCACAGUCCACCAUUUGCAAUGCAACACUCAGCGAUCUCUUCAACCCGGCGAAGCGUAAGCUGCCAACGUUUACGAUUGAUGAUAUCGAUCAGCUGACGGAAUCCACUAACAACACCAAACGAUUCCGUUUCAAAAGCGCUACUUCAUCGACCACCUCCUCGGUGUGCGGAGAUAACGCGUCUGAAGCUUCCUCGUCGGUACGACCGGCUAAACGCCGUGGACGACCCCCGAAGACAGCCAGCUCGAUUCGGGAUCGCUCCGAGUAUGAGCAUCUAAGCGAAGCAGAUAUGCGCUACCGCGAACAGCGUGACAAGAACAACGAAGCUUCCCGUAAAUCCCGCAUCAACCGAAAGGAUCGAGAGCAAAGACUCGAAGACGAGGCAAGUCAAUUGAAUCGACAGCACGAGCUGCUCGUCAACGAGGAGCAGCAGCUGAUCAAGGAAUGCAAUCGUUGGCGAAAGGCGGUCAUGCGGUUGGCGCUCCUGUAAAUAGGGUUAAGAUGUGCGUUUCUCUCUUUAUUUUUCCAUCAUGGUACUCACAAUUUAUUUUUUAUACUGUACAACCUGCUCCCGGCAGGGAUGGAAUAUUUUACUAUGAAAUCUAUGUUGUAACAAAGUAAUUUGAAAAUGAUACAAAAAAAAAAAUAACAAAUAAUUCAAAAGAAGAAAAAAAAAAGCAUGAUAUGAUCGAAAGCGCAGAAGUUUGAAUGUGGUAAAAACUGAACAUUCUGCAGUUAACAUUUAGUAGUCGCAGUUCGUAGUACUUCAUUUGCUGUAAAACUUUAUCUUCAUUUUAUAAUAAUUUCAAUAAAGUUUCCGACAACCGGAA
Wyeomyia smithii (pitcher-plant mosquito) is the source of this 3451-nucleotide messenger RNA. RefSeq lists its product as uncharacterized. The record is from RefSeq and is a predicted model, not a curated record. Lineage: Eukaryota; Metazoa; Arthropoda; Insecta; Diptera; Culicidae. Gene Ontology annotation, biological process: regulation of transcription by RNA polymerase II; DNA-templated transcription. Gene Ontology annotation, molecular function: RNA polymerase II cis-regulatory region sequence-specific DNA binding; DNA-binding transcription factor activity, RNA polymerase II-specific. Bases 1150 to 3111 code for a protein of 653 amino acids. The transcript has 4 exons.